This is a messenger RNA of Neocloeon triangulifer, 1995 nucleotides long. RefSeq names its product ras-related protein Rap-2c (gene Rap2l). The transcript has a single exon. Gene Ontology annotation, biological process: Rap protein signal transduction; negative regulation of cell migration. Gene Ontology annotation, cellular component: plasma membrane. Gene Ontology annotation, molecular function: GDP binding; GTPase activity; GTP binding. NCBI's taxonomy places the organism in Eukaryota, Metazoa, Arthropoda, Insecta, Ephemeroptera, Baetidae. Bases 237 to 782 code for a protein of 181 amino acids. The record is from RefSeq and is a predicted model, not a curated record.
GGUGCUCGGUCGUCAUCAUCAGUCUGUUGCAAGAUGGCUGUCUGAGUGCGGACACUGAGAUGGGCCGCUUGUUUUGGUUGGAAACGCAGUAGGACAGCCUGGAUGGAGCCGCGUCUGGUGUGAUCGGCGCCCGCGAAACGUGGUGCGAGCGGCGCAGCGUCGAGUGAGUGCCUUUGGCGGUGCCGGCGGCGCCCCGCGGCGCCUCGUCGCGAGCAGUUUGACACACGUCGCGAAAUAUGCGCGAGUUCAAGGUGGUGGUGCUGGGCUCGGGCGGGGUUGGCAAGAGCGCCCUGACCGUGCAGUUCGUGUCCGGCUGCUUCAUGGAGAAGUACGACCCGACCAUCGAGGACUUUUACCGCAAGGAGAUCGAGGUGGACAGCUCGCCGUGCGUGCUCGAGAUCCUGGACACGGCGGGCACCGAGCAGUUCGCCAGCAUGCGCGACCUGUACAUCAAGAACGGCCAGGGCUUCGUGGUCGUGUACAGCCUGACCAACCACCAGACGUUCCAGGACAUCAAGCCCAUGAAGGAGCUCAUCACCAGGGUCAAGAACUCGGAGCGCGUGCCCAUCCUGCUGGUGGCCAACAAGCUCGACCUCGAGCACCAGCGCGAGGUGUCCACCAUCGAGGGCAUGGCCCUGGCGCAGACCUGGACCUGCCCCUUCCUCGAAGCCAGUGCCAAAAGCAGGACCAACGUGAACGAGGUGUUCGCCGAGGUCGUCCGCGAGAUGAACUACAACCCUGAGAAGGAGAAGAAGUCCUACUGCUGCUGUACAGUGCUGUAGUCUCAAGUGUUCAGUGGCGAGAUUUUCUUUUUUAAUUUGGAAAAUGAAAAACAAACAAUGUACGACGCACUCCAUGUGAUAUUUCCGACUAAUCAGUGCAGGCCGAGGACCGUAAUAGUUUCUUCUAAUUUUUAUCAUUAUUAUUAUUAUUGAAAAAUUCUCCUUUCUUCACCGAUUCAAUGUUCCUCUCUCGCUCUGUUUGUCUCUGACCCGUGGAUUUUCACUUUCUAAAGGCGACCUUCCUUACCUUGGCGGCUGACGUCACGCGAAAUGAGCCGCCCCAGGCCGUUUGUGAAAUGAAUCACCGCCGGAUGUUGCAAGAAACGAAUUUGGAAUCACUUCCUGCUGUGAGUUUUCGUUUUAGAUCAAUUUUAGCAAAUUUUUUAGAUCACUUUAUCGGGACCACCGAUCCGAUUUUUUAUUAUUAUUAUUUGCUUCUUUCGAGCAACGAAAACCCCCAUUUUUGUUCUCUUUUCUCAAAACUUGUCGCCCUAGAGCCAGUCACGUUCUGUGGUCGCUGCGCAAAACAACUUUAUCUUAUCGGUCAGACCGCAGCCGAGCUGAUAGUGUAAAUUAUUCUCCCCAGCUGAGAACGAUUUCCCUAUGCCGCUUUUAAAAAUAUUAAAUGAACCGUAUCAUAAUUAUUAUUGUCUGAUUGAAAGAGAGAGAAAAAAUAAUUCACGCAUUAACAAGAAAGUAUUUGUAUUUUUGGAAUUUGCGAAAAAUAAAUCUUGUUCCCAGAGAAAAAGAGAAUUGUGUAUACCCGUUUUUGAACUUUCCCACGAUGCUUGCUUCGUAGUAGUCGAAAUUGAAAAAUGUAAGCAAAUUUUAUAUAUCAACAUGCAACACAAUAACUAGAAGUGCUGAAACGUACUUUGCCAUGUUGUAAUGGUUAAUUAAUCUGUGUAUAGAAGACCGGAAGAUUUUAUUUAUUACAAUGAUUAAGUGCUUUUCAUUAUAUUUCCGCGCACUUUUUAUUCACUAGUUGUCAUUUCGUGCUGUCUGCCGAUAGAAAAAUUUUGAAAUGCAUAUCAAAUUCUGUAAUUUCGAUUUGCAAAAAUUCUUGUAAACUCUCCUCCGCCAUUCUCUGCACGUGGAACAUUUUAUCAUUUUUUGUAUAAAGAGCAGUGCAAGUAUGUUUUCAUGUAUAGUUUUUAAUGUACAGAUGAUGAAAAACGAUGAAUAUGUUUUAAUACAUGGUUUAUAAAAAAUA